CGCUCCACGGGCUCACGGGUUACUCCCCGCACUACGCCAUGCUCGUUAUUUCGGCAACAGCCGGUAUAACUCGCAUCACAGAAGAACACAUCGGUCUUCUGCUGGCUUUGGACAUGCCGUUCUUCGCAGUCAUCAACAAAUGUGAACUGGUUAGCAACAUCAAUGCUGUUGUAGCGAGGCUGACUCAAUUGUUGGAACCCGCUAAUAAGAAACCGCUGUUAAUAACUGACGAGAAUAUGGCAAGGAACUGCGUUGCGCCGCAAAAGUCGAUACUGGACAACAUAGACAAUCUAGACGAGGAAAUCAAAAAGGAUGAGGAGGUGGCCGUGUUCCCGGUAAGCUGCGUGCGCGGCGCCGGCCUCAACGCGCUGCACGCGUGCCUGCUGGCGCUGGCUCCGCGCCGCGACCUGCACCGCCCCGAGGACUUGAGUGAACCAUAUGUUGCGCAGUUGACUAGUAUCCUUUUUAUUAAAUUAUAAAUGUUAUAAUUUAUGUCACUUUACAGGAGGCGUGCGAGUUUCAAAUAGACGAAAUUUUCCACGUAGGGUACUCGACGGGGCCCGUCGUGGGGGGACUGCUCGCGCGAGGGCGACUCUACGAGGGCGACGAAAUUAUCAUAGGACCUCUGGAGUCCGGCGAGUUCGCGGAGAUAUCCGUGCGCACGAUAUACCGCAACCGCGUCCCGUGCGGCAGCGUGCGCGCGGGACAGUCGGCGUCGCUGGGCCUGGGGCGCUUUCCGCCGGGACUGCGGCAGGGCAUGUUGCUGCUAGCGCGGCCGGGGGGCUACGCCGCGGGACUAUCAGAACUAGUCCACUCGUCGCAAGCUUCGGAGAAGAAUCAAAAGAACGCGAGGAGACAGAACAAGAAUAUCCUCCAGGACAUCGCCAACGUGAAGAACAGCCUCACGAAGACUUCGGAAACGAAGUGCACGAACGUGUACGUGUCGGACGACGGGAGCAAGUACAGCGACGCGCACGUGUCGAGCGACACGCAGGACAAGUGCGUGUGUGACGACCUGGUGUUCCUCGAAGACCCAAACGACCCUAGACGCUGUAUAUACUUUCAGGCAUCCGUGCAUGUCCUGAGACACUCCACGGCCAUCUACCCAGGGUUCCAGUCCUCUGUGCAUGUCGGGAACGUGCGUCAGACGGCCAUUAUCGAGGGUAUAAUGUCUCCGAACAACGUGCUGAGGGCGGGCGAGGGGGCCUCCGUGCUGUUCAGGUUCGCCCGCUGUCCGGAGUACCUCGUGCGGGGCCGCCGGCUGCUGUUCACGGCGGGGCUGGGGACAAGUCUUUGCGGAUACCAGGCCAAAUGUAGCGCUCUGUAA
Messenger RNA from Nymphalis io (European peacock), 1327 nucleotides. RefSeq lists its product as uncharacterized. The record is from RefSeq and is a predicted model, not a curated record. The transcript has 8 exons. The coding region runs from base 758 to 1327 and encodes 189 amino acids. NCBI's taxonomy places the organism in Eukaryota, Metazoa, Arthropoda, Insecta, Lepidoptera, Nymphalidae.